UGAAGCCCACACAUCCAUGAAAUGUGUUGGUUGGGUUGCCUGUGCUGGUGAAGUACGGGUUGUAAUUGCAUAAAGCGCGCACGUACUUUGCAUUCUUAUCGCUUAAUGAUCAGGUCUUGAUUGUGGGUAGCAUACAAGUGCACCGCAACUGUGGUCGUUGUCCAGUACCAGGGUAUGAAAAGCGUGAUUGUAUUGCUGGAAAUCAAAAUGAAUAUUCCAGUAAUCAGAUAACUUAAGUAACAUUUGUUACACCAGUAGAUGAUUAUAUCAGCAGCUCCACUCAGCCAUGCCAGGAAUCAGCAUUCGGCGAGCAAAAAGAUAUGGCCUUCACACCAUCCUGGCAAGACGUUGGCUGGCUAUAUAUGCUUCAUUGCUAGCCAUGGCAAUUGUAGCUAUUCUAUACUAUCUCUCCUUGGAAGAUGAUCCUGACAAUGUGCUUGGCUUCAACACACGCGAGAUGCGGCUGGCCGACCGUGUGCAUGAAAUGGAGGAGCAGAAUGUGAUGCUGCGCCACCAGCUGGCCGCCGCGCACAACCAGCUGGUGGCCGUGCUGGACGAGACGGGCGGCAACGGUACGGCCGCUGACCGCGCCCAGCCGCCAGAGGAGCCGCUGAGCAAGUGCGCUGAGGUGUCGGUGGUGAUCGUCUGCGCCGGCUACAACUCCACCCGCUCGGUGGUGACGCUCAUCAAGUCGCUGCUGUUCUACCGGCGCCACCCGCUGCACUUCUACUUCCUGGUGGACGAGGUGGCCGAGCAGGUGCUGUCGCACCUGUUCCACACGUGGGGCGUGCCGCAGGUGGAGCUCACCAUGUACCGGAUCGACCGGAAGAUCACCGAUGAGGUCGACUGGGUGCCCAACAAGCACUACUCAGGCGUGUACGGCCUGGUUAAGCUGAUGCUGCCCAAGGUGCUGCCCGUCACGCUACGAAAGGCCAUCGUGCUCGACACGGACAUCACCUUCGCCACGGACAUCGCCGAGCUCUGGAGGCUAUUCAGUCGAUUUAAGCCUGGACAGAUGCUGGGCCUGGUGGAGAACCAGAGCGACUGGUACCUGGGCAGCCUGUGGAAGAACCACCGGCCGUGGCCGGCGGUCGGCCGCGGCUACAACACGGGCGUCAUCCUGAUGGACCUGGACAGGAUGCGCGUGCACAACUUCCAGCAGGUGUGGCGGCUGGUGGCCGAGAAGUACCUGGUCACGCACUUCUCCACGCAGCUGGCCGACCAGGAUGUGAUAAAUGCUGUGAUAAAGACCCACCCGGACAUGGUGUAUCGCCUGUCGUGCCAGUGGAACGUGCAGCUAUCGGACAACACGCGCUCGGAGCGCUGCUACACGGAGGUCACCGACCUCAAGGUGAUUCACUGGAACUCGCCCAAGAAGCUCAAGGUCAAGAACAAGAACGCCGAGUUCUUCCGCAACCAGCACCUGACGUUCCUCGAGUACGACGGCAACCUGCUGCGGCGUCAGCUGUUCUCGUGCCCGGCCGGCGAGGAGCCGAGCUGGCGCGACCAGCUGUCGCGGCUCAGCGAGGAGGACGAGUGCUACGACUUUCAGCGGGCGCGCGCCACCGAGUACCGCACCCACCUCUACUACCUGCAGUACGACAUGGAGUCGGCGCGCGCCGGCGGCGGCGUGACGCUGGUGGCGCAGCUCUCCAUGGACCGGCUGCAGAUGGUGGAGGCGCUCUGCCGCCACUGGCAGGGCCCCGUCAGCCUGGCCGUCUACAUGUCGGACGCCGAGGCCCAGGUGUUCCUGCAGUACGUCCAGGACUCGGACGUGCUCCGGCAGCGCACCAACGUCGGCUACCACGUCGUCUACAAGGACGGGACGUACUACCCGGUAAACUACCUGCGCAACGUGGCGCUGCGGGAGGUGAACACGCCGUACGUCUUCCUGGCCGACAUCGACUUCCUACCGAUGAUGGGCCUCUACUCUUCCCUCAUGCGCGCCGCCGGCGACCUCUUCAGCGAUAUGAACACGCCCAAGGCGCUGGUGGUGCCAGCGUUCGAGACGCAGCGGUACCGGCUCUCGUUCCCGGGCAGCAAGGCCGAGCUGCUCUCCAUGCUCGACAUGGGCGACCUCUUCACCUUCCGCUACCACGUCUGGUCCAAGGGUCACGCGCCCACCGACUACGGCAAGUGGCGGACAGCCACCACGCCGUACCCGGUCAAAUGGGAGGCGGACUUCGAGCCGUAUGUCGUGGUGAGGAAGGAGGAGAUACCAAUGUACGAUCUCCGAUUCGUCGGAUUCGGUUGGAACAAGGUGUCGCACAUCAUGGAGCUGCACGCCCGUGGCUUCCAAUUUAUCGUGCUUCCGAACGCGUUCGUCAUCCACAUGCCGCACGCGCCCAGUCUGGACAUCGCCAAGUUCCGCACCUCGCGCCAGUACAGGCAGUGCCUGAAAAUGCUGAAGCAGUCUUUCGUCAAAGAGAUGGAGGAAAAGUAUGGGGAAGACUUCUCAUUCGUUGUAUGAGUCUCAUUAACUGUAUGCUUUACACAUGUGGUCAACCGACCGGCACGCUGCUUACUGCUGAGGUGCCAGAGUGUAUGUUGCCUUGAAGUAUUUUGUAAACAACCAUGCGUGUUUUUAUACGGGAUUUAUACGCGGUUGAUCUGUACGCGGAGGCGGGCGCGGCGCCGCCGCUCGGAGGUGGUCGGCGUGCGGGGCACGGGCCCUGGCGGCCAUCGUGGCGCGGUGCGGUCGUUUGGGGAUCUCAUCUGCCGGCUCCGCCGCCGCUGCUGUACGGACCAGUCCGCGGCGCCCGCAGACGCCCGCGUGCGGACCACCUGUCAGUGAUACCAGGAGGCAGCCCGCAUGUUGUCGCGAACUGCGCUGCGAGUCGAGGGUGGCUGGCGAUCCUGAGAGGAAAUUCAAUGAAGAGUAGAAUCUGAAGUGGUGAAAACGAUGAACACUUAACUGCAUUGUUUUUAGCAUUGUAUGUAUGGGCGCAGGCGUCUGUGCGGGCUAUGCCUGUGACUGGCGGCCCCUGAAAGGGACGGCGAGGCGUCUGUGGUCCGGCGACUGAGGCUCGUAACCACGUACCUGCAAAGAGAAACGAACUGGCUCGUUAGCCACGCCUGGAGCCCCGUUGGUCGCCAGUAGGUAGAGUUGCGCGUUGCUGUUCGUAUUUAUUACAUUGUGUCGGGGCUGUAAGGUCCAGGAGAUUUGAUGCAAAAUACAACUGCCUUCAUAUAUUAUA
Molecule: messenger RNA, 3197 nt
Organism: Pollicipes pollicipes
Lineage: Eukaryota; Metazoa; Arthropoda; Thecostraca; Pollicipedomorpha; Pollicipedidae
Product: LARGE xylosyl- and glucuronyltransferase 1
Exons: 14
Coding region: 287-2470 (727 amino acids)
Biological process (GO): protein O-linked glycosylation via mannose
Cellular component (GO): Golgi apparatus
Molecular function (GO): xylosyltransferase activity; glucuronosyltransferase activity
Source: RefSeq, a predicted model, not a curated record